UAAACAAUGUCGGCACAAUACCAAAAAUUCCUGAAAGUACUUGAAAAGUGGCCAACGGACAAGACAAAAAUUGGCAGGGAUCUCGGGGAGCAGAUUCGCAAACAAGUUACUCGAUUCUCAACCAGCCUAAAUAGCGAAGCGGACAAGGAUCUGGACCGACAGAUUGAGGCGCUGGAGCGGCUGUCGAACAACGUGUACGCCAAGAAGUAUCCACGCAGCCACGAAUCAACGGCCACUGGACUGACGGCCGCACAGUGCAGUCAGGUGUUGAGCUCCGAGUUCCUGCAGUAUCUCAACGACGGAGCGGGCUCAAAGAAGAAAUAACCAUCAUGCUCAAGCGCCUCCUAAUCCCCACUAGAAUAAGGCUAGAAUAUCUAAGACACAACACCAACACAGCAACAGCUGCCGCUCCUCCUACUGGCGCCGCUCCCCAUGUGCCUGUACUCUGCGACACAGCCAUCGAGUACUUGAAGGGGGCACCCGGCAGAACCUUCUUCGACAUGACCUUCGGGGCAGGGGGUCACACGCGACGACUCCUCGAUACCCUGCCCGAUGCCAAAGUCUACGCCUUGGAUCGGGACCCAGUGGCCUACCAGCUGGCGCAGGAUCUGAGCGAAACGGAGGAAUACAAGGGGCGGAUUAUCCCUUUGCUCGGGAAAUUCUCCGACAUCCCACGACUCUUUGCGGAGCAGAACCUGGCCAAGAACUCGAUUGAUGGCAUGCUCUUUGAUUUCGGCUGCAGUUCCAUGCAGUUCGAUGAGGCGGCUCGGGGAUUCUCCAUCUCCCACGAUGGGCCGCUGGACAUGCGCAUGGAUGGGGGUCUCAGUGGCGGCCUGAGUGCCGCUGAUGUUCUGGCCAAAGUUGACGAAGGAGAUCUGGUCAAGAUUCUGCGCAUCUACGGCGAGGAAAAGGCAGCCAAAAAGAUUGCCAGAUACAUAGUGGAUGCCCGCAACGCAAUGAUCAAGAUUGAGACGACGCGACAGCUGGCGAACCUCGUGGAGGAUGCCCUCGACAGUGGCCCGCGCAAGGACAAGCUGCAGCGCCCGGCGCACUCGGCCACCAAGACGUUCCAGGCGCUGCGCAUCUUCGUGAACAACGAGCUCAACGAAAUCAACUACGGCAUGCUGCUGGCCAACGAAAUGCUGCGCCUCGAUGGUCGCCUGGUUACCAUCACCUUUCACUCCCUGGAGGACACCAUUGUCAAGCGGCACAUCAAUGGGCAUGUCGUCGCUGGCGCAGCUAAUCCCCUGCCCCUGAAGUACUCCAGUCACGAGCUCAUCGAUGAUCCCGAAAUGCUUCAAUCCCUGAACGAAAAACACUGGCGGCAGCUCCAUCGGCAUGUCAUUGUGCCAGACCCCGAAGAGGUCUCCCGGAAUAGUCGCAGUCGUUCGGCCAAGCUGCGGGCAGCUGUUAAGAUUAGUGCGCCCCAAGAGUUCUAUGAGGAGAGCAUAGAAUAGGGGAUAGCUUAUCGGUCCAACCAAUUAACACCUUGCUGAUAAGGACUGGUUUCAUGCUAUUUACUGAGGUUCUAUUCUGUUUGCCUUCGUGCAGAAUUGUUUGAGCUCUUUUUUUCUUUUUGUUUAGUCAGAUUAGGAAAACGCUGUUAAUUGUGGCAGGUACAAGUGUUCCGCCUUACAGUGGGUUGCAUGCUAAAGAUCGGGGUUAAAAUAUAUGUUAAACACAAAAAUAUAUUAAAUAUUUGUUGAAAAUG
Molecule: messenger RNA, 1711 nt
Organism: Drosophila persimilis
Lineage: Eukaryota; Metazoa; Arthropoda; Insecta; Diptera; Drosophilidae
Product: probable methyltransferase-like protein 15 homolog
Exons: 2
Coding region: 330-1457 (375 amino acids)
Biological process (GO): rRNA base methylation
Molecular function (GO): rRNA (cytosine-N4-)-methyltransferase activity
Source: RefSeq, a predicted model, not a curated record